This is a messenger RNA of Schistocerca cancellata (South American locust), 1900 nucleotides long. Its product is annotated as fatty acyl-CoA reductase 1-like. Gene Ontology annotation, cellular component: peroxisome. NCBI's taxonomy places the organism in Eukaryota, Metazoa, Arthropoda, Insecta, Orthoptera, Acrididae. Gene Ontology annotation, biological process: long-chain fatty-acyl-CoA metabolic process. Gene Ontology annotation, molecular function: alcohol-forming very long-chain fatty acyl-CoA reductase (NADP+) activity. The transcript has 9 exons. The coding region runs from base 151 to 1722 and encodes 523 amino acids. The record is from RefSeq and is a predicted model, not a curated record.
GUGGCGACGGACGAGUCAGUUUGGUCAGUCCUACAGACCGACCCCCGGCGCAGAAACAACAGGCGCACUCUUGUCCACAGGCAGCUCCGGUAGUAGGACACAGGUCAAGAACAACCCUUCUAGUAAGAGCAACGUACCUCGGCGCCAGCAAUGUGUGCAGUGGAAGGAGAGGGCACCGACUCCGCUUCCCAGGUGGCCCAGUGGUUCGCCGGCCGGUCGGUGCUGGUGACCGGGGCCACCGGCUUCCUGGGCAAGGCCAUCGUGGAGAAGCUGCUGCGGUCGUGCCCAGACGUCGGCACCCUCUACCUGCUGCUGCGGCCCAAGCGCGGGCAGGACCCACACGCGAGACUCGAGGCCUACACCUCACACGUUGUGUUCUCGAAGCUCCGGGAGGAGCGGCCCGACUUCGCGCGCCAGCUGUCGGUGGUGGCCGGCGACCUCAGCGCGCCGGAGUUCCGGCUGGCGGAGCAGGACAUGGCAGCCCUGCGGCGUGACGUCAGCGUCGUCUUCCACAACGCCGCCAGCGUCCGCUUCGACGAGACCCUGCGCCAGGCCGUCACCACCAACGUGAUGGGCACCAAACACAUGCUGCAGCUGGCCGAGCAGCUGCCCAACCUCCAGGUAUUUAUGUAUGUAUCAACCUCCUUCUGUCAUUCGGACCAGCCAGUGCUUGAAGAGAGGCUGUACCCGGCAAAAGCAGACCCAGAAAAGAUAAUGGAUAUAGUUUCAUGGAUGGACGACGAUCUUCUAGCAGCUUUAACGCCGAAAUUACUGGGAAACCUGCCUAACACGUACGUGUUAUCCAAGAACCUCGCUGAGAAACUUGUAGCCGAUUACGCCUCCAGACUACCAAUUAUUAUUUCCAGACCGUCCAUUGUGAUUCCAACGUACAAGGAGCCGAUGCCGGGUUGGGUGGACAACACGAACGGCCCCGUCGGAGUGCUCCUGGCCGCCGGCAAGGGCCUGCUGCGCUGCGCCAUCGGCGACCCAGACGUCAACGGCGACCUCAUCCCCGUCGACUGCACUGCUAAUGCCAUCAUCGCUCUCGUCUGGCAUUUCGCCCAAACCAAACCACAGAGUCCCUACGUCUGCAAUGUGGCCAGCGGGAACAGGCAUCGCAUCACCUGGGGGCAAGUCCUGGAGGAUUACAGGAGUACACUGAACGAAGUUCCAUUGGAGCCAGGCAUCUGGUACCCUGCAGGGUACUUCACCAAGAGCGUUGUGCUGCACAAGUUGGUCCACAUUUUCUUGGAGCUAUUACCUGCCUACUUGCUUGACUUCUUAAUCAUGCUUUCUGGGAGGAGACCUUUCUUGGUGAACAUCCAGAAGCGCCUGCAAACGGGCCAGUUAAUGUUAAAUUACUACAUGUUCCACGAGUGGCUUUUUAUCAAUAAGGAGCUCUUUUCGCUACUCGAAUACAUGUCACCACAGGACCAGGAGACGUUUUACUUUGAUACCUCGGAGAUUGAUAGGUACGACUACAUAAGGAACACUGUAAUUGGAGCAAAAACAUACUUGCUACAUGAGGAUAUGGCAAAUAUAUCUGGAGCUCGCAAACGACUCAACAGAAUGUACUGGCUGCACUGCACGGCGCAGGCCGUGUUCUACGCCUUCGUCCUCUGGUUGCUGUACUCGUGGUCCGGGCCGCUGCUGCGGGCGGCUGCCGUCGUCUCCGGGGGUCCUGGCUUCAGAUCCCUGUCCACAGGCGCCACAUCAUCGUAACGGCAGGACCGCGUCCAUCCCAGUGUCGCUGCGGAAGACCGCCCGUGUUGGUCAAUGGUCCACGUCGCUAGUGAUGAGAAUACCAACAAUCGGGAAGAAGUCUCAGCUGCAUGUGCAUUACACACACCUUCAUACUCAUUUCUACCAAUUUUUUGUUUGUACACUUACACCACUUACU